UGUCAGACAGUUUUCACUCCCUUGUCAGUGCUCGUUGCAAAAGUUCGCAAGAUCGUUUUGCAAUUCUCCUGCUGUUGAAUUUCAAUUUUACCAAUUGAAAUAUGUGCAACUAGAUCCCUGAGAUAACGGAAAACAUUCCUUCGCAACAAUGGCACAAUUACUUCGUGGAAGAACUAGCAUCAACCCUCGAUUCAAGCAUAUCCAGCCGGUAUGUGCUUUGAGUCGCGUAAACUUCUCCGGGUUUACUUUCGGAGGCAACAAUAAUGGUCAGAAGAAUCGCUUCCAACAGCAGCAAGAAUUUCUCCGUCGACCAAACUUCGGAGGGUAUCAAUACUACCAAUCGUCUCGUGGCUAUGGAAUGCUUGUUGGCAGAGUUUUGCGAGGCCUGCUGAAGCUUCGCUAUGUGGUAUUGGGUGGUGCCAUCGGUGGGGGCGUCACACUAAACAAGCGCUACGAGGAGUGGAAAGAUGGCCUGCCUGAUAUGAAAUGGUUGGAUGAUGUGCUGCCGGAUAACGAAAAGUGGGCCCAAUUCAGUCGCAGUUUGAUUGCGAUGAAGGAUUCGGUGAAGGACUCAAUCGAGAUAGAUCCUCGAUUGAAGCAAUUGAGCGAGAAUAAGAUGAACGAGUGGCGCCAGUGGUUCGACCAACGGUUAGAUAACGCAAUCGAAGCGGCUGAGACCCAACAUAAUCCACAAAUAGAGAGUUCCUUCCAGAAUAUGUCUGAAUUCAUAUCUGAUCUGUAUGGAGCUACCAAAGAGGAAAUACGGAGCCAGAAUACCGUGAAUGCUAAGAGCCUUAGCCCGGAGGAGAAUCGCAAGCGGGUCGAAAUGCUCCAAUCCCAGGUGGAUACUCUGCAGACCGAGAUCAUGAACGUGCAGCUGAAGUAUCAGCGAGAGAUUGAAAAAUUGGAGAAGGAAAACCGUGAUUUGCGCCAGCAGUACUUGAUCCUGAAGACGAACCGCAAGCAGCCUACGAAGAAGCGCAUCAAAAAGUCGCUCAUCGAUAUGUACUCAGAGGUGUUGGAUGAACUGUCCGGCUAUGAUACCAGCUACACGACGGCUGACCAUUUGCCACGGGUCGUUGUCGUCGGGGAUCAGAGCAGUGGCAAAACGUCCGUCCUCGAGGCUAUCGCACAGGCACGAAUCUUUCCGCGAGGCAGUGGAGAGAUGAUGACGCGGGCACCGGUCAAGGUUACCCUGUCGGAAGGUCCCUACCACGUGGCGCAGUUUCGAGACUCGGAUCGGGAGUAUGAUCUCACGAAGGAAAGUGAUUUGGCCGAGCUGCGGCGGGAUGUGGAGAUCCGGAUGAGAAACUCUGUACGCGGAGGAAAAACCGUCAGCAUGGAUGUGAUAUCGAUGACGGUGAAGGGACCGGGACUGCAACGAAUGGUGCUGGUAGAUUUGCCGGGAAUCAUCUCGACCCAAACGGUCGAUAUGGCAGCCGAUACCAAAGAUUCUAUCAGACACAUGACGGAACACUUUAUGAGCAAUCCAAAUGCGAUCAUCCUUUGCAUUCAGGAUGGUUCUGUGGACGCUGAGCGCAGCAAUGUCACCGAUAUGGUUUCUCAGUGUGACCCGCUUGGAAAGCGCACCAUUUUUGUGCUGACGAAGGUGGAUAUGGCGGAAGAUCUUGCCGAUCCAAACAGAAUCAGAAAAAUUCUUUCGGGCAAGCUGUUCCCAAUGAAGGCACUGGGAUAUUUUGCGGUUGUGACUGGACGGGGCCGGAAAGACGACUCCAUCGAGACCAUCCGCGAAUACGAGGAGAAAUUCUUCAAAAACUCAAAACUGUUCCAAAGUGGCGUAACGAUGUCCCACCAAGUCACAACUCGUAACCUCAGUCUCGCCGUUGCGGAUCGCUUUUGGAAAAUGGUGCGAGAAACCAUCGAACAACAGGCGGAUGCCUUCAAAGCUACCCGUUUCAAUCUGGAAACCGAAUGGAAGAAUAAUUUCCCUAGAUUGCGAGAAUCGGGUCGAGAUGAGCUGUUUGAAAAAGCUAAAGGUGAAGUGCUAGAUGAAGUGGUUAAUCUAUCUCAGGUUUCCGCCAAAAAAUGGGAGGAGCUGCUCAACAACAAAUUGUGGGAAAAGUUGUCCAAUUAUGUUUUCGAAAACAUUUAUCUUCCGGCGGCUCAAUCAGGUUCGGAAAGUGAGUCAACACGAUAUUCCUUCAAUACAAUGGUUGAUAUUAAACUACGCCAGUGGGCCGAGCAGGCACUGCCUGCCAAAUCAGUGGAAGCUGGUUGGGAAGCUCUACAGAAAGAAUUCCAGCACCUGAUGGAAGUUGCCCGGAGAACACCUGACCACGAUGAUUUAUACGACAACCUGAAGAGUGCCGUCAUAGACGAAUCCAUCCGGCGACACUCGUGGGAGGACAAGGCGAUCGAUAUGCUUCGUGUGAUCCAGCUGAACACUUUGGAAGAUCGAAGCGUACACGACAAGCAAGAGUGGGAUCAGGCGGUACGAUUUUUCGAAAGCUCCGUUAGAGAGAAACUGCAACAAACGGAACAGACGAUAGGCGAAAUGUUUGGCCCUUCGAUGUCACAGAGGUGGUUCCAGUGGCGUUACUCGACGAUUGAGCAAAACAAACGAAAGCAAGUGAAAGGGGAACUUGAUAAGAUACUCUCUAGCGAUACGAAACAUUCUCCCACGCUAAGUUACGAUGAGCUGACAACAGUGAGGAAAAAUCUACAACGCAAUAAUGUUGAAGUCGAGACAGAUUACAUCCGGGAAACAUGGUAUCCUAUCUACAGAAGACACUUCUUGCAGCAAGCGCUACACAGAGCUUACGAUUGCCGCAAAGCAUACUUUUUGUACGCACAACAGGGAGCGGAAUGUCACGUGAAUUGCAGCGAUGUGGUGCUCUUCUGGCGCAUUCAACAGGUGAUUAAAGUAACUGCCAACGCCCUGCGACAGCAGGUCAUCAAUCGCGAGGCUCGUCGGCUGGACAAGGAGAUAAAGGAAGUCCUCGAUGAGUAUGGCGAGGAUGACGAAAAGAAACAACAACUUCUGACAGGCAAGCGUGUAACGCUAGCAGAGGAACUAAUUCGUGUGCGACACAUCCAAGAGAAAUUGGAAGAGUUCAUAAACGCACUUAAUCAGGAGAAGUAAAGCAAAAAACAGCAAAAUUAACGGUAAUGUUCUGCUAGAAACGGCCACGACGAUCGAUAUUGAAACUGAAUGUACCAAAUGUUAACAGUCACACUAUUCUUAUCAUACCAAUGAUUGUUGCGAUUUCUAGACGCCAUCGCAGCAGUAUUUGCGUACAGACUAUUUAUUCUAAACGAUGUGUCGAAGGUACGCGUGAAAUUGCUUUACGUUUUAAGUCCCCACCACCAUCUACUCAUCAAUUCAUUUGUUAUUGUUUAUUUGUUCCAUUUACUGUAUUUUGAACUUCUGUUAUUCGGAAACAGCUUAACCGGACAAGUUGAACUCGAUUCGGUAUUUAUUUGUCGAUACUUAAGUCAAUAUGUGAAUUGUGAGAUAUUAAGGUUGAACCAUUUUUUCGGUUGGAAUAAAUCAGUCAUGGAAUCGGAUCUCGAAA
Messenger RNA from Toxorhynchites rutilus septentrionalis, 3536 nucleotides. It is a transcript of the gene Opa1, whose product is annotated as dynamin-like 120 kDa protein, mitochondrial. The transcript is spliced from 11 exons. The coding region runs from base 149 to 3103 and encodes 984 amino acids. The record is from RefSeq and is a predicted model, not a curated record. Gene Ontology annotation, molecular function: GTP binding; GTPase activity; microtubule binding. Gene Ontology annotation, biological process: mitochondrial fusion. Lineage: Eukaryota; Metazoa; Arthropoda; Insecta; Diptera; Culicidae. Gene Ontology annotation, cellular component: microtubule; cytoplasm; mitochondrial membrane.